Colias croceus (clouded yellow) is the source of this 545-nucleotide messenger RNA. It is a transcript of the gene RpS24, whose product is annotated as 40S ribosomal protein S24. Gene Ontology annotation, cellular component: ribosome. NCBI's taxonomy places the organism in Eukaryota, Metazoa, Arthropoda, Insecta, Lepidoptera, Pieridae. The transcript has 2 exons. Bases 101 to 499 code for a protein of 132 amino acids. Gene Ontology annotation, biological process: translation. The record is from RefSeq and is a predicted model, not a curated record. Gene Ontology annotation, molecular function: structural constituent of ribosome.
UGAACAUUUUUCAUGGCAACACCAACACGUUCUUUUUCCCUGUGAAGUUGUUAGGAGACACGUGCGUAAAGUACGCCGAAAUCCCUAAAAAUAUUUCAAAAUGAGUGAAGGUACAGCGACUAUCCGUACUCGUAAAUUCAUGACCAACAGAUUGUUGGCCCGCAAGCAGAUGGUUUGCGAUGUCCUCCACCCAGGCAAGCCCACCGUCAGCAAAACAGAAAUCCGUGAAAAGCUUGCGAAAAUGUACAAAGUGACACCUGACGUUGUUUUCGUAUUCGGUUUCAAGACGAACUUUGGUGGCGGCAAGUCCACAGGAUUCGCACUUAUCUACGAUACCCUUGACUUUGCUAAGAAGUUCGAGCCUAAACACAGGUUAGCCCGCCACGGCCUGUAUGAAAAGAAGAGGCCUACACGCAAACAGCGUAAGGAACGUAAGAACAGAAUGAAGAAGGUGCGUGGUACCAAAAAAUCCAAAGUAGGUGCCGCAGCCAAGAAGUGAUGUGACGGUAUAGGACUGUAAGUAAAUAAACUCCAAAAAAACUGCA